UAAGGCGGCGCGCCCGGCGCGCGCACCCGUCAGUCAGUUGUCAGCCUCCCGUCGAGUCGUGUGUGUCUCUCCGUGUUUGUUUUUGUGUCUGUGACACGCCGAUAGUGUUGCUAGUCGGUGUGCGAUAUUUCUAUUUCUGUUCUGCGAGUGUGAAUAGUGCUCACCAUAGUGGUCACCAUGAGCCAGCUGACGAGCUUCGUCUGCUGCGUGCUGCUCCUCGCAGCCGCGGCGUCUGCCAGCCCGUUGACCUCGUUCGGUCGCCGCGCGGCCCAGGAGUCCAACCCGGACCGCGACGUGGAGGUGGUGGAGCCCGUGAGCAGGGGUGGCUCGCGAGGCGGCUCGCGCGGCGGCGUCGUCGUGCCCGUCGAGAGCGACGCCAGUGACGAGAGCACCGGGGACAUCCCCUUCGCCUUCGGCAUCCCGGUCAGGCGCAUCGGCGGCGGUUUCGGCGGCGGCUUCGGCGGGCGCCCCAUCCUGGUCAGGCCCCUGGCCCUGCACCCCGUCCUGACCCGCGCCGACUCCGACGAGGCUUCGUCCGAAGAGGGUGGCUUCAUCACCCCUUUCUUCAGCGACCCCAUGAAUAACUUCAUGGCCCAAAUGGCUGAAAUGAUGGCUGUUAUGCGCCGCCAGAUGACCGAAGUGCUAAGCCGCGGAGGUGGCUCCAGCAGGGACGACUCUCCCGACUUCUCCAAGCUCGGCAACACCACGUCCACCACCAAGGUCAUCGACGGCCACGUCAUCACCGUCAACGAGACCGUCAUCAGCGGCGACGACGACGGCGCCGAGCUCCACAUCCGCGUCAUCGACGUGCACCCCUCCGAGGCGCCAGAGUCGGCGAGCGCCGACGACGGUGAGAAGACGGGUAACAAGAGCGACAGCGGCGACGCGGAGUCCCUGGAGCCUCAGGGGAGCAACAGCGAGGACGUCACCCCGGCGCCAAACCACUCCGAGAACGAGAUCCCCAUGAAGCCCCUGAAGCGCUCGGUGCGCGCCGCGUCCCGCGCGUCUCGGACGCCGUCACGCCCGUCACCCGUGCGCGGCGACAUGGCCUCCGUCGGGGGUGACGACGACGACGAGGACGACGUCCAGCAGUACCAGAUGCCCGUGUUCGAGCCGGACACGCAGCAGUCCCAGGUCCCGGUGUUCGACGUGCAGCAGUCCCAGGUCCCCGUCUUCGACGUGCAGCAGCAGCAGCAGCAGCAGCAACAGCAGAGUGGUCGGCUGCGCAUGCUGCCUGCCAGCAGCGACAACCAGGUGGACGUGUUCGACAAGCCCUCGAACGGGCGGCGCGCGGACCUCAGCCAGGACACCCUGGUCAACGUGCUGCUGGAGCGUCAGCAGCAGAGGGGCGGACUCAUCAUGAUGGACCCCGACUCCGAGCUCAUGGACGUCCGCGACGGCAAGGUGGUGCGCGUCUACGGCAGCCAGGCCGGCCGCCCGGCCAGCAGGCCGGCGCGCAGGACGGCGUCCACCUCCCAGCCCUCCUCCUGGUAGGCGAGCCCAGCUCUCUGCCUCUACUUUUGCUUACAAAACCGCAUUCGCCAAACGUUUACUGAGGCAUGGAAUGGAAAUCUCUGUGAUAGUUUAUUAUGCCGUUUGAAAAGGGCGCGUCAAAGAUUAUUUUUGGUUACCAAGACUUAUUAAAAAAUAAGUAUUAAUUGUAAAUGACUGCAGACAGUCGUUGUAUUAUUAAGCGUGUUAUGUCUCCAAAAGGUACUUUUUAAAUCUAGGAAACACUUGGAUUCAAGCCAGUUUUAAAGCGACAAUCCAGAGCAUUUGACACAGAAAGAAAAGAACCUGCAAAGGCCCUCGCGAUGAUAUACGUUAUUUUCAUAAUAAUAUUGUUUGUUUUGUUGUAAUUAUAUUUAUUAAGGUCCUGAAUCAUAUACACAAUCAUCUUUCAUUCAUCGCCGCAUGUAAAAGACGAGAAUAAAGUAGCUGUAUUUAUUUCUGAA
Molecule: messenger RNA, 1955 nt
Organism: Frankliniella occidentalis (western flower thrips)
Lineage: Eukaryota; Metazoa; Arthropoda; Insecta; Thysanoptera; Thripidae
Exons: 5
Coding region: 178-1494 (438 amino acids)
Source: RefSeq, a predicted model, not a curated record